Messenger RNA from Mustela lutreola (European mink), 177 nucleotides. Its product is annotated as ATP synthase subunit ATP5MJ, mitochondrial-like. The transcript has a single exon. Lineage: Eukaryota; Metazoa; Chordata; Mammalia; Carnivora; Mustelidae. Gene Ontology annotation, cellular component: mitochondrion. The record is from RefSeq and is a predicted model, not a curated record. The coding region runs from base 1 to 177 and encodes 58 amino acids.
AUGCUCCAAAGCCUUGUUAAAAAAGUUUGGAUUCCCAUGAAGCCCUACUAUACUCAAAUUUACCAGAUUUGUGUAGGAAUGGGGUUGAUGGGUGUCAUUUAUAACAUCAGAAGUGCUGAUAAAAUAAGUAAAGCUUUGAAAGCUUUGAGUCCUGCACCUGCUUGUAGUCAUCAUUAA